AUGUGUGGCAUUGCGCUGAUGGCAGAAUGCAUCUUCUUUGUAUCAGACCAACACAGCCUUUACCCUUUACUAGAAGCUACUGACAAUGAUGACAUCUAUGGAGCGGCCUGGAUUGGCAUCUUUGUUGGCAUCUCGCUCUUCUGCUUAUCUGUUCUUGGUAUUGUGGGCAUCAUGAAGUCAAGCCGAAAAAUACUUCUGGCGUACUUUAUUCUGAUGUUUAUAGUAUACGCCUUUGAAGUGGCAUCCAGUAUCACUGCAGCUGUGCAGCGAGAUUUUUUCACUACCAACCUCUUCCUAAGGCAGAUGCUGGAAAGAUACCAAAACAAAAGUCAAUCCAAUAAUGAUGACAUGUGGAAGAAUAUGAAAGUUACUGAAACCUGGGACAACCUCAUGCUCCAGGAAAAGUGUUGUGGUGUCAAUGGUCCAUCAGACUGGCAAAAGUACACGUCGGCCUUCCGGGUUGUGAAUAACGAUGCCGACUAUCCCUGGCCUCAUCAGUGCUGCAUCAUGGACAGUCUCCAGAAGCCACUCAAUCUUGAUGAUUGUAAACUUGGAGUGUCUGGUUAUUAUCACAGCAAGGGUUGUUAUGAACUGAUCUCUGGACCAAUGAACCGCCAAGCCUGGGGUGUUGCAUGGUUUGGAUUUGCCAUUCUCUGUUGGACUUUCUGUGUUCUCCUGGGCACCAUGUUCUAUUGGAGUAGAAUUGAAUACUGA
Molecule: messenger RNA, 714 nt
Organism: Dromiciops gliroides (monito del monte)
Lineage: Eukaryota; Metazoa; Chordata; Mammalia; Microbiotheria; Microbiotheriidae
Product: uroplakin-1b-like
Exons: 1
Coding region: 1-714 (237 amino acids)
Cellular component (GO): membrane
Source: RefSeq, a predicted model, not a curated record